Molecule: messenger RNA, 429 nt
Organism: Malania oleifera
Lineage: Eukaryota; Viridiplantae; Streptophyta; Magnoliopsida; Santalales; Ximeniaceae
Product: classical arabinogalactan protein 5-like
Exons: 1
Coding region: 1-429 (142 amino acids)
Source: RefSeq, a predicted model, not a curated record
AUGGCUCGCUCCGCCGUGGUGUUUCUGUUGAUCGUUACCUUGGUGGCCGGAUCCGCCAGCGCUCAGGCCCCCGGAGCUGCGCCGGUUGCUUCCCCGUCGGGCUCACCCACUCCUGCCAAACCCACCGUCACUCCUCCCGCUUCUACGCCGUCUCCCGCCGUGAAGGCCCCGACCUCUUCUCCCAAAUCAUCUCCCGCCCCGACGACGACCACGCCCCCGGCUGCCUCUCCGGCCGAUGAGGCCCCGGGUCAGUCUCCCCCCGCUCCCCCGGCGUCGACUCCUGACAUUGCUCCCACUGACGCUGAGCCUGCUGGUACUCCCGCCGGCUCUCCCGCCGAAGCCCCUGCUGCCAGCGGAGCCGCUUUGAACAGAAUCGCAGCUGCCGGAUCCGCCGCCGGGAUUGUCCUCUCAGCGGCCUUGCUGCUGUAG